AUGCGCAACAUCAUUCGUGAUGCAAGCAUCGUCAACAGGCAAUCCCAAGCCGCGCAAACCCCGUCCCUCACGAGCGCGAGGCUUACCAAAUCCGACAGAGAGUGCUUAUGGCCAUCACCUAAUGACCCACCUGGAGGUGCUGCAAGCAAUGCAUCCGGCUCUGUACAGUCUGACACGUCGCCGGCUCAGGAUGCCUCUUCUAUUGCCACUACAUCACCGGCGCCUGCCAGAAGAGCGAUCCCACCUGAGAUUGAUCCUCAGCUUUGGAAUGCUUCUCCCGAGCUCCUGUUUGAAUCGCCAUCGACUGUCAUCAACUCGUUACCUUCUCCCAACUCCGCACCUCUAGCUUAUUACGACCUGCUUGCUGAAGAUGCCAUCAACAAUAUCGACAAGUACAAUCUCAAUGUGGACCUAGACAGGAACAACUUGUCCAGACAGCAAAGUCCAGCAACCGACGCAGCAAGCUCUGAUCGACACCCGCUUUCAUAUGAACGAACGGAAGAUGCCGAUCCAUCGGGACACGAGCCGUGGAACUGUAUCGAUGUCAUACCCAUGUCGGACGACGAGCUUGUGCUCUUCCAACACUACGUCAAUGUCAUUGGUCCCAUUUUGGACUUGAACGACCCUUCCAAGCAGUUUACAUACACUGUUCCUUCUCUAGCCGUCCACAAUGUUGGCCUUUUGAAGUCUUUGCUCGCCGUGUCGGCGCGGCACAUGGCACUUCUGAACGAGCCACAGCUUCGUCGGCUUAACAUACAUGAUCCGGAACCAGGCUCUGAAGAUGGCAGGACCAGACAACUUCAUAGUCCGUUGAUUCAGGUGGCGACGCAGUAUUACUAUGAGACUCUGCACUACCUAUCGAAGAAUCUCUUCUACCCGUCCUACAAUAAAUCUAGGGAAAUCAUAUCAACCUCCAUCCUCAUCAGUACAUAUGAGAUGUGGGACUCUGAAGGCCAGUACAGCAAUGGAGCCUGGGAAAGACAUCUUCGUGGCAUAUUCUGGAUACAACGGAGCCAGAAUAACAACGGAGAGUCCCCAGAUCCGCUCCGGAGAGCCGCCUGGUGGCAAUGGAUACGUCAAGAUACUUGGGUUGCGUUCCGCGAAGGACGAAGGGUUCUCACUAUCUGGCGGCCUACCAAGCGUUUGAUGGAUCUCAGCCCGGAUGAACUUGCGUUACGGAUCGUGUACAUAUGCGGAAGAUGUGUGGACUUUGCAGCAAAUGAGAAGAAGUACGACCUGAACACGCGCAUCGAGCAAGCUGGAAAGCUCUUACAAGCGCUAGAGGACUGGCAUGCGGCGCUCCCGAUGUCCUUUCAACCCAUCCAUCGCGGCCCUCCACCUGGCCCUGGCGCUCUGUUCACACCCAUCUGGAUCCAUCCUCCUUCGUACGCCGCUGCCAUGCAGACCUUUCACUUUGCGCGAAUCAUCGUUCUCAUCAAUCAGCCAUCGAUGGGAGGUGUGGACGAGUUCAGAAUUCGACAGCGCACUUUGGACGAAAGUGUAGACAUGAUCUGCGGCAUCGCCAUAACGCAUCAAGGUAGAGAUAUCGCGAGCGCCAUGGUCAACUUCAAGUCUAUCUAUGCUGGUAAGCUCCUUCACUCACGUACCAUCCAAAACAAAGCUUACAGUCUCUAG
Alternaria infectoria is the source of this 1635-nucleotide messenger RNA. RefSeq lists its product as uncharacterized. Gene Ontology annotation, biological process: positive regulation of transcription by RNA polymerase II. The transcript is spliced from 3 exons. Gene Ontology annotation, molecular function: DNA-binding transcription factor activity; transcription cis-regulatory region binding. Gene Ontology annotation, cellular component: nucleus. The record is from RefSeq and is a predicted model, not a curated record. NCBI's taxonomy places the organism in Eukaryota, Fungi, Ascomycota, Dothideomycetes, Pleosporales, Pleosporaceae. The coding region runs from base 1 to 1635 and encodes 544 amino acids.